AUGAUCAACUGUUCGAUUCCACCGCCAGAUCUCACAGUGACGUCAUCGAUUAUUUCUAUUGUCCUUUGCUACAGUAUUGUAUUUAUUAUUGCUUUUGUAGGAAAUUUCUCCAUGUUCCUCAUUUUAUGCCGGAAUCAGUGGAUCAAGAAACGGCGAGUGCAUUCGUUAUUACUUCAAAUGAACAUCGCCCAUUUGAUGGUCACGUUAUUCUACAUGCCAAAGGAAAUCCUUCAUAACUAUACUAUAGCUUGGCAUGGCGGUGAUAUUUUAUGUCGGACGUGCAAAUUUUUCGACGUUUUCGGCAUUGCUUUAUCGAUGAACAUUCUCAUUUGUAUCUCUCUGGAUCGGUUUUAUUCGAUCUUCUUUCCGCUUUAUGCCAUGCGAGCCAGAAAAAGCGUCCAAAAAAUGGUAAUCGUUGCCUGGAUUACCUCAUUUGCCACCAGUGCCCCUCAAUUCUACCUCUUCAAAACUGCCACCCAUCCUUGUUUUCCGUCCUAUACACAAUGCGUGUCUCGAAAUCUUGUCAACGAGAUCUCCACAGGGGUAAGUUACUUAACAUCUGGAACUUGUUUUCAGUUCAACCACUUUUUUCCCUUAUAG
Messenger RNA from Cooperia oncophora, 600 nucleotides. NCBI's taxonomy places the organism in Eukaryota, Metazoa, Nematoda, Chromadorea, Rhabditida, Trichostrongylidae. The record is from the annotation of a GenBank genome assembly.